AGUUCUGUUUGGUAACAAUUGGCUGUCUGUUUUCUAUCAUUUUUUAUACUAUCCAUAGUAGACUUUAGCAUUAAAUAUAAUUUUAAUGAACAUCAUUAUUUUUUUAAACGUUUGAUUUAAUAGGAGGUGUUAAUGCCUGUUAAGACAUUUGACAUUAAUUUCGAUGACUGAAGGUUUUUACGAGAACUGACAAAAUCUUAUUGUACGAUGGCUUCCAAUGUGGAAAAUUUUAUGGAUAUGUCAUUAGAUGAAUAUAUUGCAACAAGGAAAAAUAGUUUAUACAGUAUUGAUAAAAAGAGCUCACGAGCAGGUAUCAACAUUUCGAACAACUCUGAAGCUGGAAGUCGAAACUCUAAAAUAAGCAAUGAUGCCAACGAUUAUAAUGAGAUUAUGGGCAAGAGUUUGCAAUCAAUAACUGAUGAGAAGACUACUGUGAGUUCUAGCGGUAAAAUAAAAGCGACAUUUGGCAUUUGGCGAGGUCCAAGUUGCGAAACCAAUUAUAUUGAUUUGGAUUAUAUGAAGGAUGAAUUCGAUGAGAUGUUCAAUGAUCCAGAAUUACAGUUAUCGAAUGAAGAAAAACAGAAAGUUCAGAAACUAAAAAAUCCCAAUGAUUUACGCGAACUACUUCAAAACAGUAAUAUAAUUGGUCGCAGUACUAUUAAAGAGCGUGAACAAUUUGAUCAUACCGAUAAUGAAAGAAACUGUAUACAAAAAAACACCCAGUUUAAGUCCAACUUGGAAACCCAACAAAAUGCAAUGUCGUUUUCAGGUGGUAGUGGACAGUUUCGUCGACGAUGGUAUAAUAAUCAGAAUGCCCGUAGGCGCAAUAAAGAUGGAUGUGGAAAUCGAAGAAACAACUAUAUAAAUAAUGAAAGCCAAAAUAUGAAUUGGAAUAAGAAUCGUAAUGGAGGAAGUGGUAGUGAAGGAUAUAAUGGAAAUAUUUUACCUAUUAAUAAUAGUGGACGUAUUCAUCGUUUUAAUCAGCGCAACAAUGAAGAUAAUUUGAACAAAAGAAUCAAAAGUGUACUGGAGCAAAUCAACAGUAACAAUUCAAUUUACCUUAAUAAACCGCGGGGUCCUGUUCGUGAUCUGACAAUUGAAUGUCCAAGUAUUACCGUUCCUAGACGACUUACAACAGGUGUGGUACAAACCACUGCACAACAAGUUUUGAAACCACCUGCAAAUCAAGCACCAAGUGAUAUAAAAGCUUUGCUAGGCGUCAAUGAUAAUAAUUUGAAAGCUGAUACCAUGGCAAUGUGGGCUGGGAAAUUAUUGGAGUUAUUUCAGUCUGGCCAAAAACAGACAGCGCACAAACCGAUAUACGAUAUGCAAAUUCAAAAAGAAAUUCACGAGUUACAGGGCAAAUCCUUACUUUACAAAUGUCCCAGUGGCGAGGUCGUAAGUUCCGACGGUUCAGGAAUUGAUAAUUGCAAAGUUACACCCAAUUCAAGUGGGGUAACACUUAACUAUAGAUUUGGCUAAACAUCGAAAUAUAGUUAGGGGAAACUUAACACCAGUUGAAAAAAAAUUGGUCAAUUACUUUUUUUUAUGUUGAAAUGAGGUUUUUAUAAGUUCUCUAUUAUCUGGUUUUGUUAUGGAUUUUUAUUUUAUUUUUUUAAAUGGAUUAUAAAAUUAAAGUUGAAUUCCUUAUAGAUAUUUGUGGAACAUAUUUCUUAGUGUUAAUAUUUUUUUUUUUUUUAUCGUGCUUUCCCUUUGUAAACUUAUGGAAGAUAAUGUUAUGCAUUUAACAUUUUAGGGGACAAUAUGUUAUGAUCAGAAUUUAAAUUCCGAAUUGUGAAAACAUAAUAUUAUUGUGAUCGCAAUGUGUGGAAAGAAGAAGCAAAUCAUACAAUUGUAAAUUUAGUUUAACAAAUAUAUGCCCCUUUUUAUCAAUGAAUUGGAAGACUCGACUAUUAAUUAUCUUUGCUACUAAUACUUAGAAGUGUAGCGUGUCCAACAGUUGACUUAGUUAAAUAAAACAUAUGUAGCAUAAACUAGAGUAUUGUAAAAUCAGUGAUGUCGAAUAAGUCAAAGUGAGUUUAAGUUUCUAAGCUAACCGGUGUAAUGAAUUGAAAGUAAACAUUAAUAUGCAUUCAUCAUAUUCGUGUUUAUAUUUUCAAAUAUAAUAUACCCUUAGAUAGGCACCAAAAGACUGCAACAUUUUUGCAUUGAAAUUAAGAAAUUUAAAAAGCUUUCCGUAAUAAUAAAUCCAGUAAAUAUAUAUAAUAUAUGAAAGAGGCAUACUUUAUAUGCAUAUGUAUGUACGUUUACACAUAGCGUGUAUAUAUAGAACAUAAUCUCUCGGCAGCUGUUUAAAAAGAAGUAGUUAGUGAAUACAAAUCUGUUUGUAUAUGUAAUUAUUUAACUUGAUGCUGAAGAUUAGUGGGCAGUAUUUAUUACAAUCAUAGACUUUAAUCGUACCUCGAAUAGUGGUCGAAAGUGUAGAAGAAAAAAUGAACUUGAAACUCAAUAAAAAACUUUAUCGUAUAUAAUAAGAGCCUAACCGGAUUCAUUCUUUGUUUUCGAGCGGUCUAUAGUAAUUGACAUUGGGUGAAUCUAUUGAUAACACAAAAUACGAGAAAAUAGGAGACAGAAAUGUUGAAGUCAAAAACAUUGACUCGUCAAAUUGCAAAAGAAUAUCGCAUGUGGCGUAAAAUCAGCAGCCAUAACAAGGGCUGUGGGAGUAUGGCUAAAUAUCCAUCAACCCAAUUUAAAUUACAACGUGCAUUAAUCAUUACCAAGUUUUCACGAUAUGAAUUUGAACAGAUGCGCAAUCCCCAGCUUAGUCGAGUACAAUUGGAGAAGAAGUUGCGUGAUCGUGGCACUGACUUUGAAAUGCUUAUGUACCUACAUAAUUUACAUAAGGACUUUGAAAGAAAUGUGGUGCAAAGUUUUCUCAAUGUGGGCUGCGAAGUGAAGGUGGCAAAUAGAAGCUCUCUAAGCAAAGAGAUCAUGAAAUGGGCUGAUUUGAUUGUACCGGUAGGCGGUGAUGGAACGUUUUUGCUAGCAGCGGGACGGGCAAGUCCACUCUUUGCUCAAAGUCAACAGAAAACACCCAUUGUUGGCUUUAAUUCAGAUCCCCAACGAUCUGAAGGACGAUUAAUGUUGCCAAAACAUUAUACAGAAAAUACAGCAGAUGCGGUAACCAAAAUAAAGAGCGGAGAUUUUCAAUGGAUGUAUCGAACUCGCAUCCGUACAUCUAUAUUAGGUAGUAAUGGCAAAAUACCUGAAUCCACUGACUUAUAUCGACACACUGUAACCAAAAUGGAACAAGAGAAAACUGAACCAGAAUAUUUAAGUAAAGCUUGGUCGUUACGUUAUAAGGCUAAAAUGAAAAGAGUUUUACCAUAUUUGGCGCUGAAUGAGGUGUUCAUUGGAGAGCAACUUUCGGCGCGUGUAUCCCAUUUGCAAUUAGUUAUCAAUCACGAGAAUAUAGACAAUAAAACAAAAUGUUCGGGGUUAUGUGUAAGCACUGGCACAGGAUCGACUUCAUGGCACACGAGUAUAAAUCGCAUUACAUCCCAACAAGUAGAAGACCUAUUAAGCAUAUUGCCUAUUCCUGACUCCGGCUGUGACAAACCAAAGCCAGUUUUUGAUUCAGACGAAAUCGCUACUCAGUACAACCAAAAUUUACGUUUCGGUCCAGAUGAUCCACGCUUGUGUUAUUCGAUCCGUGAGCAAAUAUGUGUGGGAGUUUGGCCCAGUCCAAGGAACUUCAAGGCACGCAAAUUUGUAAAUAGCUUAUUUGUGAAGUCUCGUUGUAUUGAUGCGAAUCUUGUUAUUGAUGGUAGUAUAUCAUAUCCAUUCAAUGAUGGGGCGAAGGCUUUGUUGGAAGUAUACCCAGAAGAUUCAUUACUUACCAUAUUCUUGGAUUAAAUCAUAACCUAUACUUUUUUUAUUAUAAAGCCUAAAUAUUAUGGAUGUAUUGUAUAUAUGUUAUACAAAUGUAUACAUAUGUAGAUACAUAAACUAUAAAUGUAAAGUGAGUCUGCCUAGUGCAUAUUUAGUUAUUUAUAUUGUUGAAAAAUAUAUACAUAAAUGCAUUGGCAUGUGCAGAUAUUAGUUUUAUAUUUUUUAUACACGGAAAAGGAGAAAAUCAGGCUUUUAAGUGUAUUUUUUGUUAUAAUGAAAAUUAUAGAAUUAAAUCAUUAAAACGUCGAGAUUUUGAAUAAUAUAAUGUUCAGAAGUUAACUUUUAAGCCGUUAAAUUACCAUAUUGCUUAGGUAUCAAAUAAUCGAUCGCGAAUAUGGCUUAAUUAUUUCACUUUGCAAUAUAAAAUAGCAAUAUACAACCACAUUUAAAGUUUUA
Molecule: messenger RNA, 4308 nt
Organism: Bactrocera oleae (olive fruit fly)
Lineage: Eukaryota; Metazoa; Arthropoda; Insecta; Diptera; Tephritidae
Gene: Nadk2
Product: NAD kinase 2, mitochondrial
Biological process (GO): NAD+ metabolic process
Cellular component (GO): mitochondrion
Molecular function (GO): NAD+ kinase activity
Source: RefSeq, a predicted model, not a curated record